Molecule: messenger RNA, 822 nt
Organism: Capronia coronata CBS 617.96
Lineage: Eukaryota; Fungi; Ascomycota; Eurotiomycetes; Chaetothyriales; Herpotrichiellaceae
Exons: 2
Coding region: 1-822 (273 amino acids)
Source: RefSeq, a predicted model, not a curated record
AUGAUACCAUGGUCGACCUUCAACUCGAGCGAGCUACGACCAGACUGGCGCAUCGACCUCAAUGAACACAACCUAUCCUACUUCUCCGACAAAGAAGGACAUUCGCCUUUGGAGGAGAAGAUGAACGUCUCCAUGCUCGAACUGGCCCAUGAACGACAAUUUGUCAUGGCUCAGCUCGGCACGCUCAGUGUUGGGUUCGAGGCCGAGCACAAGGCGCGAAUCCAAUAUACUUUCCAGAGGACGAAAGACUAUUUCACCUCUCAUUAUCUCGAGGAGCCCUCCUGUCGUCCAAGCGUGCCUCGAGCCCAGGAAGUGUCUGACCUUGAUCUCCCCUCUACCACGUUCGAACCACUGCCUUCUCGGCUGGAGAUGUCUGAUCUGGACGAACCGGAACCGGAACCCGAACCCGAACCCGAACUCGACCCAGCGCCUCGGACGCCGUCUCUUCAAGCACCAACACUCAAAUCUUCAAGUCCGUUUCUGACCCUCCACCAGCUCAUGAACCCGGAACCGCCGAGCCCUCGGUCCAGCAAGCGCAAGAUCUCUCCUGCAGCCUGCCCGGGGGUCUUGUCAGGAGACUUUUCCAGGUCGAAACAGGACUACUACGUCGAUUCGGACGGAGUGCGCGUUCCUCUGGCCUAUGCCCGAGCCAACGAAUUGCCGCCGUUGCAUCGGGCGUCUCGUACGCGCAGAGACGUGCGAAUGCGUCCUGUCAAGUCGAAACUAGGAAAAUCUACCCGCGACGUCCAGCAAUCCGAGGACCAGGGCCAGUUGGUGUCGAAUGACCCCGAGCGAAGCCAUUACGAGAAGAAGGGCUCUUGA